GUAGCAACUAGCAAGCGCGCGCCCAGAUGCCGCCCACACCGGUUGCCUUUCCAUGCCUUGCAGGUGCAGCUCCCUAAUAGGUUCCUCGUCUUCAAAACCGAUGUGAGAUGUGAGAUUAGAUAUAUCGCACAAGAUUAUAUAUAUAUAAAAAAAAACAGAGGAGAGAAUUGAACACCAGCAUCGAUCGGUGCAGCCGGCAUGGUCACCAAGAAUGUUCAGCAGCAGCAGCAGCAUCGUGUAGAUGUAGUGGUGCCUGUUCCUGCUAUGGUGGUGGCAGCCAUGGCGAGCCCCUGCCCCGCCAAUAAGCUCCUCCGCGGCGCAAUCCAGCUCGCCUUCGGGUUCGCGCUCGGCAUCGCCGUCGCCAUCUACCUCAUUGGGUCAGCGACGCCUGCCGCCGUCCCCGGAGGAUCAUCCCUCGAGCUCUUCUUCCCUCUCCCGCCGCCGGCCGCCGCGUCGACGGCGAACCUGUCGGCGGUCCGGCAGAAGCAGCCGCCGACUCCAUCGCCGGAGGCGGAGAAGACGACGACGGCGAUCAAGUCCCAGUCGUGGCCGGCGGACGACGCUUCAGGCGGCAACAGCACCGCCGAUCAGGCAGGCGGAGGAUUCGUGGAUAUUAGCGACGAGGAGCUGAUGAAGCUGGCGGCAGCGGCGCCGAGGGAGGUGAGGACGGGCGGCGGCGGCGGCCCGAGGCCGAAGGUGGCGUUCCUGUUCCUGACGAGGUGGGACCUUCCGAUGGCGCCGCUGUGGGAGAAGUUCUUCGAGGGGCACCGCGGGCUCUACUCCGUCUACGUGCACACCGACCCGGCGUUCAACGGCUCCGACCCCGGCGAGGCCUCCGUCUUCUACCGCCGCACUAUCCCCAGCAAGGAAGUUAAAUGGGGCGAGAUAAGCAUGGUGGAAGCCGAGCGGCGUCUCCUGGCGCACGCGCUGCUGGACCAGGCCAACGCCCGGUUCAUCCUCCUGUCGGAGUCGCACGUCCCGCUCUUCGACUUCCCCACGGUCUACUCGUACCUCAUCAACUCCACCACCAAGAUAUACCUCGAGUCCUACGACUUGCCAGGCGUGACGGGGCGCGGCCGGUACAAACGCAGCAUGAGCCCCGUCGUCACUGCCGCACAGUGGCGCAAGGGCUCGCAGUGGUUCGAGGUGGACAGGGGCCUCGCCGCCGACGUCAUCACCGACGAUGUCUACUUCCCUGUGUUCGCGAGGCACUGCAGCCGUAAUUGCUACGCCGACGAGCACUACCUGCCCACGUUCCUGGGCAUCCGCCACCCGUCGCGCGUCACCAACCGGAGCGUGACGUGGGUCGACUGGUCCCACGGGGGCCCGCACCCGGCGAGGUUCACGAGGAUGGAGGUCACGCCGGACUUCCUCCGGUGGCUUAGGGCCGGGGCCGGGACUACGUGCGACUACAAUGGCGCCACCACGACGGUCUGCUUCCUGUUCGCGAGGAAGUUCCUGCCCAACUCGCUCACCAGGUUCCUCAGAUUCGCUCCAAAGGUCAUGGGCUUUGGAUGAUGAUGUGCAGCGAACGUUUUAAUAUUUAGCUAGGAUAUACAACUUUUCACAUUCUUUGGUUUGUUUUAUUCGCCUAUUCCACAGACCCAACGUAUACAUGUACGUAAAUUUCAUUUUCCUUUUCUUUCUUCCUGAUUUCAUUAUGUAAAGACCAAAUGAAUGUAAAGAGCACAAGGAACUAUAUUUUUUAUACUAACCACACAUGGAAUAUAGAGUUUAUUACACGCCCUCAA
Oryza sativa Japonica Group (Japanese rice) is the source of this 1751-nucleotide messenger RNA. RefSeq names its product glycosyltransferase BC10-like. Gene Ontology annotation, cellular component: membrane. NCBI's taxonomy places the organism in Eukaryota, Viridiplantae, Streptophyta, Magnoliopsida, Poales, Poaceae. Gene Ontology annotation, molecular function: glycosyltransferase activity. The record is from RefSeq and is a predicted model, not a curated record.